GACUAUAGUGUGCUGAGCUGGUGGGCACUCAGUUGCGUGUUGAUAUUGCCAGAGGCUACCCGCACCAUUUUGUUAUCAAACAAGUGUAAUUUCUGUUGUGUUCUUGGUUUUAUAGAAAAUCAACAUGAACAUCGUACAAGUUGGACCUGAACCCUCCCAGAUCACAUGCCCAUCGUGCCGAGCCACGAUCGUCACGAGGGUCGAGAGGAAGUCCACGACGAAGACACACGUCAUCGCCCUUCUUCUGUGUUUGUUCCUUUGCUGGCCUUGUGUGUGCGUCCCCUACUGUGUGGACUCCUGCCAGAACGCCGACCACUAUUGUCCCAACUGCAAUUCCUACCUCGGUACCUACCAGCGAUAGUCACCAAGAAUCUACUUUCAUACCUUUUCUUACUAUUAAGUACCGUAUAAGCGAAUAUUUACCGUAUUUUGUACUUAUGAAAGUUCAAAGUGUUCCAUAUAACGGAAAAUACCCCAUUGCAUUGCGAAUAUAGAUCUUGGGAGAGUAGAAUGGGGGAAUAUGAAUUAAAUGUCAGAGCGGUCAAUGCAUGUAUUCGUGUAUUUUGUCUUUUAUGUGUAUAUGUAUAAAUAUAGUGCCUGCAAAUGUUCAAAUGUCGUGUGCCGCACAAUUUUCUAUAUAAGUUUUAUUAUCGAUGAUUUAAAAGAUGUUUGAGUUGAAGUUAUAAAAAAACUCGGGUUUUUUUUUUAGUACGAAAACGUUCGUCUUCUAAAUUGUCGAUAUAAGCUACUAAUAGAAGAGCGUACGUGUUUCUACGCCUACCACAAAUUGUUGAUACUUCAGAGUAUACGUAAUUCGUUUGUUGGCACCGAUUUUUCUAUUAAUACGAAACACACACCCUGAAAUUUAUCAAUAAGAGCGAUAAAAAUAUCAAGAGAGCGUUAUUCAAGAUUUCGUUAUCGAAAUUGUUGUUAACGAUAUCGUAUCUGAUUAAAGUGAAUACAUUUAAUUUUAUAUUAUUGAUAAACAUAAUGUUCAAGGUACUCCAGGAACAUUAUUUAGAACAGAUUAUUUUAUGAUUGUUUUUUUUUUUCUAAAAUUGUAUAUCCUUUUAUUCGUCUAUAAGACGAAGUAUUUUGAGAUUAUGUAUAUUUUUUGUACUGUGUUCAGCACAUUUCUAUUAAUAUCUGCUUUGACACUGUUAGUCUAGCACAACUUUAAGUAUUAUGAACUUUAUUUCAAAGAAAUAAUGUCGUUAAUGCUUUGAUAUUAUUUGUUAUUAGCACAAAAUUGCAAUGCAAGUGAAUUAUAUGUAUGCUAGUUCGCUAGAGAAAGUGGUAAAAGCAGAUUUAAUUAAUUAUUUUAAUGAACAUUGUUAUACAUAUUUUUAAUAAACAUUUUAAUAUCUA
Spodoptera litura is the source of this 1368-nucleotide messenger RNA. Its product is annotated as lipopolysaccharide-induced tumor necrosis factor-alpha factor homolog. Lineage: Eukaryota; Metazoa; Arthropoda; Insecta; Lepidoptera; Noctuidae. The record is from RefSeq and is a predicted model, not a curated record. Gene Ontology annotation, molecular function: zinc ion binding.